Molecule: messenger RNA, 330 nt
Organism: Schistocerca piceifrons (Central American locust)
Lineage: Eukaryota; Metazoa; Arthropoda; Insecta; Orthoptera; Acrididae
Product: proline-rich protein HaeIII subfamily 1-like
Exons: 1
Coding region: 1-330 (109 amino acids)
Source: RefSeq, a predicted model, not a curated record
AUGCCGAGCCAAGCACACGCGUCCCUGCGCGCCGCACGCACCACACGACACGACACGACACCUCGCCUCGCCUCGCCUCGCCUCCCACACGGCUGCGCUGCGCGACGCGACCCGCCACCGACUGGGUGCGCGCCGCCACUCGCGCCGUUUAAACAUCCGCGGCGCGGCGGGCAGGCGCUGAGCUCGGCUGCCGGCCGAGGGCGCACGGCGGCGCCCGAGCGGCCCGGCGAAGCGCGGCCUCGGCGGCCGGCCGGACCUCCCGGCAGAGGGUCUGCCGCUCAACGCCCGCCGCCGCCGCCGCCACUAGGUCACACCAUUCCGCCUUACUAG